Messenger RNA from Astyanax mexicanus (Mexican tetra), 7754 nucleotides. RefSeq names its product protein phosphatase Slingshot homolog 3. The record is from RefSeq and is a predicted model, not a curated record. Lineage: Eukaryota; Metazoa; Chordata; Actinopteri; Characiformes; Acestrorhamphidae. Gene Ontology annotation, cellular component: cytoplasm. The transcript is spliced from 16 exons. Gene Ontology annotation, biological process: actin cytoskeleton organization; negative regulation of actin filament polymerization; protein dephosphorylation. Gene Ontology annotation, molecular function: actin binding; protein tyrosine/serine/threonine phosphatase activity. The coding region runs from base 318 to 2222 and encodes 634 amino acids.
GCUGAGCUUUUCUUCCUGCUUCCUCAGAGCAGCUGCACUCCCCUUUAAAUGAGCUGUUUCAGCUCAGGCAGAAGUUUGGACACUGGGGUUAAAAUAACUUGGACUAGAGGAUAGAGAGUAACUAUCUCAUUAGGGUGAAGGUGGAGGUGAAGAGGAGGAGAGGAGGUGGCGGAUGAGUGCAUAGUGGUUGUUGGUGGGAGAUCUUAUUUUCUGAAGAAGGAAUCUGAAUUUCUUCAUAAGCCUAACCAACGCUGAACAGCGCCUCUGUGAGAUUUCUGAGAAACCCGCUGGGAUUCGGGCAGGAGGACGGCCGUGGGAUGGCUCUGCUGACCCUGCAUAGAUCUCCCUCUGUGUGCACACCAACAGAUGAAAGCAUUCCAAGAAGAGGGAGACUUCAGAAGAGAGAAAGCUUUGCGCUGGUUAAAGGGGCGGUGCUUCUGUUAGAGGAAGGAGAUCAUCAUGAAAUCACACCCCCUCUAUGUCCCAGCCCCGACUUUAGGGGCGGAGCCUCAGACACACAGCAUUGUCAUUUACGGGCCAUGAUUUCGUUGCUGCGGCCGGAGGACUCAGUCAAACUGGCCGUGCGGUUAGAGACUAUAAGUCCAGUCCGGUUGAGGUAUUUGCUUAUAGUAGCGACAUCCAGCCGGAGACAGGAGAGUCUACUACUGGGUAUGGAUUUCCCCCACAACAACAGUGAUCAUUGCACUAUUGGCCUGGUCUUGCCAAUAUGGAGCGAUACGCAGGUGUAUUUGGAUGGUGACGGGGGUUUCAGUGUAACAUCUGCUGAAGUCACAAGAAUAUUUAAACCCGUAUCUAUACAGACGAUGUGGUCUGUGCUGCAGGCUCUGCAUGGGUGCUGUGAGCGGGCGGUGCGAGGGAACGUUAUCCCGGGCUGUGGGCUGGACUGGGCUCAGCACUACCGGCAGCACGUGGAGUCGGACCAGCACUGCCUGAACGAGUGGAUGGUGAUGACCGGUCUGGAGUCCGUACGCAAGGCCAGCAAAGGCAGCUCGACCGAGAGAGAGGCGGUGGAGAGAGAGAUUAAAGCUCAGCUCAGGGACAUCAUGAGGACUGAAGACCUGGAGAACAUCACCUCCAAACAGGUCCGAUCUUCGCUGGAGUCCAGGAUAGGCCUGGAUAUGAAGAACUACAAGGAGUACAUAGACAAUGAAAUGAUGGUCACCAUGGCACAGAUGGACAAACCAUCCAAAAUAUUAGACUAUCUUUACCUGGGUUCUGAGUGGAACGCAGCUAACUUCGAGGAGCUUCAGAAAAACAAUGUGGGCUAUAUCCUAAAUGUCACAAUGGAGAUCGACAACUUCUUCCCAGAAUCCUUCACCUACAUGAACAUCAGAGUUUAUGAUAUAGAGGCUACAGAUCUUCUCUCACACUGGAACAACACGUACAUGUUCAUCAAUGAAGCACGGAAGAGCGGGCAGGCGGUAUUGGUUCACUGUAAAAUGGGCGUGUCUCGCUCCGCCUCCACGGUGAUCGCGUUCCUGAUGAAGCAGCAGGGCUGGCUUUUAGACUACGCUCUCAACCACGUCAGAGAGCGCCGGCCCAUCGUCCAGCCCAACGAAGGCUUCCUCAGACAGCUGCAGACUUACAGUGGGAUCCUGAGUGCCAGUAAACAGCGCCACAGUGCCCUCUGGAGGCGGAGGUCUAAAUCAGAAUCCCAGCAGACAGCCGCCAAGAAAAAAGACCGGGAGGCGGAGAGCGAAGGGGAGCAGGGGGACGAUGAAGAGGAAGAGGAGGAGAGCCCUGAGGAGGAAGAGAGCUUUGAGGAGGAAGAAAAAGACGUGUUCGAGGAGCUGCCUAACAAUACACCUGAUGCUGCAAUGGGAGGAACACUCACACCAAACCCCUUAAUUACAAUCCAGGACAGCGACAAGGUGUGUCCGAGUCCAAACAGAAGUGGUAGGAUGGACCUGUUCUCUCUCAUGCAGUCUAUCCAACUGGAUGAUGAAGAGCGCUUGAGUGAUAAAGAGAAUCCUGCAGCCCAGAGGCGAUCGCCAGCACAGCGUAGACGGAGUCACAAACGACGAGCCUUAACCUACCAGAGAGCACACAUAGAUGUUUCUCCAGAACCAAGCAGCCUGAACCGGAACCUGAACCAGGACCAGGACCAGGACCAGGACCAGGACCAGGACCAGAACCAGGACCAGGACCAGGACGAACCCGAAGAACCGGCAGAGCAGCCUGAAGAAACCAACAGCGGCUAACAUGGCAGAUGAAUGGUAGGAGGAGCUUAAGAAAAAAAGACACUGUCUGGGAGAGCGAGAGCGAGUACUGUUUAUGAUGCACACAGUUUUAUCUGUUUCCUGUCAGUUUAAUUUUAUUAUUAAUUAUGGGUUAGUGAUGGUCAAGGUGUGUUUAAGCUUGUUGAGAUCAAGUUCUGAGAGAGUCGGCUGCCUGCACACCUAAUUCCACUGUGUUCACUAAUCCAGCAGUUCACACACACACUUAAUGUGACCACACACACACACACACAUACAUACAUACAUUGCGGUAGAUUUGCUUUAUCUGCAGCACACUUUAUAUCAGGGAUGGGGAACUGUGGUCCAAUCACAAGGUGAUAUAAUUACAUCACAAUAUCCACUUUUUGAGUUUAGUUAGGAUAUUAGGAUAUCAGUACCUACAAAAUAAAAGUGUGUCUUCUCUGAUUUAGUACACGGGUUAAACAAACAUUAUAAAAAGUAUCAAUAUUAGUUUUAAAUUGCAGCACUACCAAUACAUUUUAAUACUUAAUUAAUAAAACAUUUUAAAUGUAUGAAACUGAAGAUUGUUAAAUUUUGUUCAUUUGAUUUAAUUUAAUUAAAUAAUUAACAAUUAAACAGUAAAUACACUUCUGAACAUUGAGAUACACAUUCACUGUUUAUUUGAUUAUUCAACAUGUUCAUAAAUGGCAUGAUUUACCUUGUAUUCCCCCAGUAUAUUAAAUCCAGCAAAUACAUAGGAAUUAAUGUUAAGGAUUAGUUCACUUACUGUCACUCUAGAACACUGGUUUCACCAGUGGUGCCUAGACUUUUUGAUAAGGCAACUACUUUUUUCUAAUAAAUAAUAUUCUAAUUAAUACAGUUAAAUAAUAUAAAAAAACGUGUACCGAAAAAGAAAAAAAAAUGUUCUUAACUUGGAAGUAACUUCCAAGCAUUUGAAUUCGUCUAUUUAAGCAAAAUUAUUUAAAUACUGUACAAAUCAGCUACAGGGUUUAAAUAAUGGAGAAACUAAAAAUAGACAUUUUUCAUUACACAGCAGCAAUAUAUACUAAUACAUUAAAUCAAACAGGAGUAUUAUGUGAUUAUUUACACUUGCUUUAUAAGUAUUGUAUCAAUUUUAAGCUCAGUAAAGUGCAUUGUGAUGCGAUUACAUUUUAAUGAUAUCAUGGUGAUUAAUUGCAUAACCCACCCCAGCUUGGAAACAUCUUAUUUAUGUCUCACACACGCAUACAUGCGAUCACACUUCCUGAGCCAUACACACCUCACACCUCCUCACUGAUUUUAAUGCAGUAUUAGAGAACAUUUACUGAUCUGAGUUCCCAGGCCCUGUAUUAUUAUUAUUAUUAUUAUUAUUAUUAUUAUUAUUAUUAUUAUUAUUAUUAUUAUUUGUUUUUUGUUCUCCAAGCUAAUUCUUAAAAUUCAUGUACUGUCUUUUUAAUUCUAUGCAAUAAGUCUACUACAUUCUCCUUUUUCCCUCCUCCUCUGGAACUGUGAAGCGCUAUGCUGCCACUGUUGGCAUGAUAACUACAUGAUUAUCUUUUUUUCUUUGAUGUAAAGACAGUCUCUUAAAUCAUCUUUUUUCUUUAUUUUCUUUUUCUUUCUUUUUAAAUCACGCUUUACAUCGCGAUCAUUAGCACUAAUGCAUCGGCUGAGCUACAGAAUGUUUCUCUGCUUGAACCUGAGAACUGUAAACUUAUUGAGAGUGUUAAUGAAAGACUUUUGGGAGAUGAGCCUUUGAUGACGAGUCUGUGUGACUGUACAUCUUGCCUGUAUAUGAACGCUGUCAACAGAAAGCUAAAGUCAGAGCUAGCUCAUUCUGUUGUUGGCAUCAUGCUAAUAUUGGGAGCUUUGGAGGAACUCAAUCUCUAAAAACAAAUGUGUAAUGUAUAUAUAUUUAUCAUUGAAUCUUCUGUAUUAUGAGGUCAUAUUCUGUAUUAUGAGUAAUUUGCUAUGAUGCAUGCUAAGCUAACACUGCUGUGAACUGAAGCGAUAAGACUAACUUCACUAAAACGCAAUCCAACACACUUUGUCUAAUUAGGUAAUUUUAGUGUGUCUGAGAGCAGUAGAUUACAGAUUACAGUCACUAGUGUUGUUUUAUAAAAUUUCAUUAAGACUAUGGUGCACUAUCAGUUCAGUACAAAGGUGUGUUGGCUUAGCAUUUAUCAUCCAUGAGGCAUUAUCAUUUUUGACCUAUGAAAGAGCUUCAUAAUUUUGAGGAUCAAAAGACAUGUGCAUACAUGAUUAAAUUAUGGCUAGACAUUUUUAACAAAUUUGACAUUUGAGAUUAAACGUAUGGGGGUUGAAAUUUGUGUUUUUACCACAGAAAACCUUGUUUAUUUUAAUAGAAAUCUAGCUCUGAUCCAGAGUUCCUAAUAUCAAAUUGAUGCCUACUAUAGAGUGACUCAUGAUUUUAGUGCUCUGUGCUGUAUAUUUCUUUCCAAUUGUGCCAUACUUUGAAAUAAUGUGACCUACCGGACGAAUCAGUUCUGCCUUGCAUCUCACAAUCCUACUGUCUCAGUGCCUUUGGUUUGGGAGGGUGGACCAAUAUGAAAUGUUGAAAUGUUUUAAUAUGUUUUAUAAAUAUAUAAACAGUAUAAUGAUGUCUUGACCAGUUGCAGAUGUAUAGUACCAGCUGGGGGUUUAGAUGCACCUGUAUAGAGAAUGAAUUUCCUUUAUGUUUGCUAGUUUUCAGACAUUCAGUGCUGUUUAUUUACAUUGGGAUCAUCUUUAAUCUUGGACUACCAACUAUACUUAAUAAAUAUUCCCCGCUGGAAAUGUAUAAAUUAAUAGUCUAGGACUAGGCUUAUGCUGUGUUCCAUUUGAACUCGGAUGUCUGAAUUUUCAACUUCCAAUUAAAAUGCUCACCAGCCCUGACUUCUGAAUCCAAGAUGGUUUCACCAAACAUCAACAGUAAUUAAGUAGUAUUAGUAGUAUUAUGCAGUUUAUUAUCACUUCUAGACGGUGCUAGAUAACCGAUAACUUGACACAAAAAGUGGAACAUAUUUGGUUUAUUUGCCAUAAAACACUGGUUAAUCAUUGGCAAACUUAAUUUAAUAAACUCAAAAGGCUUUAAAUAGAACUAUCUCUGGUAUGACAUCAUUCCCAGUACCAAAAUCCAAUCUCCAAGUUCUAGAUGGUUUUCCCCACUGUCUUUAUUUUUAAACCCAAGUUUGUAGACCAGCCUCUCUAGAGUUCUAGGUUAGGAACCCUGGAUUAUUGGAACAUUGCUGUGAGAAGAAUUUGAUUGUACUCAAAAAAUGCCCAAAAAAUAGAACUAUAGCUGUUUAUGAUUUUUCUUUUUUUUAAUAGUCUAAAAUUAUCAAAAAUGUUUAAAUGUAAUGCUGGAAACUUGAGUGUGAUGUCAUUCCCAAUACAGACACUCAACGAUAAAUGGAAUUAUCUAUUUAUCUCAAUUUGGAAAAUGUAUAGAUCAAAUUUCUUAUUUACGUACUAGUCCUGGCCUGUUUUUUCUUUCCUACAGAAAAUCUUCCAUGAGAAAAGUGCAGGACUCUGCUUAACUCCUUGUCCAGUAAUCUGACCCUGUGUGUCCAGUAGUUUGACGACACCUGAUCCUACAGUGUUCUAGUAUUUCUUCUGGAAUAAAAUUAUGGUAUUAAUAGAGAAUUUGCUGCAGUAACAGUCCCUACUGUUCUGUGAAGCCUUUAAACUUGACGUGACUUUUGUAAGGGGGGAUUUGAUUGUACUGGAAACAAAAAUUAAUAAAUCAAGCGCAUCAGUGAGGGCUGAUGUUUUUUCUGCCAACUUCAUUUCAACAUCACUUCAGAGACCCCCAUAGCUCAAUUUUGAGGAGUUUAUAUUCCUUUAGCCAAUGAUUGGCAUUGAGUAUGGCGACAUAAUGAUCUUAUGGUAAGCCCCUGUAGAAUUCACUCAUUAGAGGGGUGUGGAUAUAGCUUGUGCCUUUAAAUCAGAAUGUCUUCAUCCAAGUAUCGGGUGUGCCCAACCCUCAGCUGGUACUGUAUGUUCUGGUUGAGUGUGUUGUUUGGUCCCUGAGUAUUGGACAGUGUGCAUGCUUUAUGUGCUGUCGGCCUGCCUUUAUGACCAAGCAUGUACCUUGGGUAUUUGUGUGUGAGAAUGUAUUUGAUUGUUAAUGUAUUUUUGGCAAUACAGUGUUCCUUUUUUGUUAUAUAAAACAUGCUGGUCUUGAUGGUGUUUGUGCCACUUAAGUAGAACCAGCUUCCAGAUAAAAAUCAGCCCAAGUUAACCCAUAGACCCAUAGAGUGUCUAAUGUGACACCACGAGGUGUUUCCUAUAAGCGAGAUCAAACAAAGCAGCUUGUUAAAGCGAAACACUUAACUUUACUUCUAUAUAUUUACCAGAAAAGUAUAAUUAAGGCCCUCCAUCUUUCUAGGUAAUUGAUUUGGAAUAAAAAAUAGUGUAGAGCCUGCUUGGCAUUUCACCACUAUUGGCAAAAAUGAGUUGUUUCACUGUAGCAAAGAUCUAGAUUGUGGUAAAGAAACAUUUUAAUCAUUCAGAUGGUUCUUUGAGUGGAUAUUGCUCUAUGUAAAAAGUUUAAGUCAAUGGUUUUAUAUUCUACAUUAAGUUAAAGAUUGUUGAAAAACGCAUGAGGUACCACCACAAAUCCAACUAAAUAAGUCUAGAUAACUGGCUCAGUAAAUGGCACUGUAAAUGGAAAGCAGGUUUCAAGGGUUCUAAAUAAUACUGAAAAUAACUUUUUUGACUCAUAAUCAUGACUCAUUUUAGGUAAAAAGAAAUCUAUAUAGCUGAAAACAACCAGUUAGCCAAGCAAAGAACAAGGUGUAUUUUUUUAUUCUUGCCUUUCCAGGUGUUGUGCUGAAUCCUACCUCCUUUCCAGUGCAGGUCUGUCCUGUAGCAGACUAAGCGUAACAACAGAUUCCCCGCAGCUUCUUUUUAUUUCUGUUUAAACAUAAGGAUUAAUCUACAGUUACAGUAGAUACAGUAAUCACCAGCAUACUCUGCUGUAUCCAUACUGCGCACUGACGAGCCUGUACACCAAAUAAGAGUCUGAUUUUGGCACAGCACCACUUCUUUUUCUUUGUCUAUUGUUUAAUAGGUGAUUUUAAUAGCCUUCCUCAACUUACUGUAAUUGGACUGAAAGUGUACACUAUCCAAAGUUCUAGCGCUGUACUUUUUCUCAGACCUGUCUGGUUAAUAUAUAUAUAUAUAGAACCUGAAGGAACAGAAGCCUGGGCCUGUUAAAGGUGAAUUUAUACAGUAUGUUGGAGCUAAAGAUGUCUUGUCUUAUGUUUAGCCUUCCCACAGGUGCAAUUCCAGAUGUAAAUAAUGAUGCAGAUGUUGUGCCAUAUGUAAUAAUCGACUUUAAUGAAAGUCCUCAUAUCCUGAUGCUGUUUUUCUGAGCGGUAUUGGUAUCGGACACAGGGAGUACUCCUUUUAAAGAUCAAGUAAUGGUUGCUGUUGCUUUUUUUCUAUUUAUCUUCUUGAUCUGAAGCUGUAUUAUUGUCUUUUUUCAGUUUUAUCUGUUUGAAUCUUUGCUGUACAAACUAAUAAUAAAUAUAUAUGGAUUUAUUGAAACAAUAA